Anastrepha obliqua is the source of this 2559-nucleotide messenger RNA. RefSeq names its product relaxin receptor 2 (gene Lgr4). Bases 1 to 2334 code for a protein of 777 amino acids. Gene Ontology annotation, molecular function: G protein-coupled receptor activity; protein binding. Gene Ontology annotation, biological process: G protein-coupled receptor signaling pathway. Gene Ontology annotation, cellular component: membrane. The record is from RefSeq and is a predicted model, not a curated record. The transcript is spliced from 17 exons. Lineage: Eukaryota; Metazoa; Arthropoda; Insecta; Diptera; Tephritidae.
AUGGUCUGCCAAAAAAUUCCUACCGGAAAUGACAUCCUUUUCUGCAUUUAUGUGGUACUAGCAAUUGUUUGUCUCCUACCCACGCCCGCCACAACGUUCCUUCCGCUAACUUUGCCCACCACCGCAACGGCAAGUGCCACUUUAGCAGCCGUUAUAGCGCCACCUAAUGAUUUGGCGGAUACGAUUAUUGCACCCGAUGCGAUGGACAAUUGCCCAAUGGGUUAUUUCCACUGCAACACAUCGGCGCAGUGUGUGCCACAACGCUUGAAUUGUGAUGAGAAGGCAGAUUGUGAUGAUGCCUCGGAUGAGUGGAAUUGCGUCAACGAUGUGGAUGCGAAGUUUUGGGAUCACUUCUUCCGCAAGCAGCCGUAUGGGCGGCAUGACGAUGUGCCAGUGGAGACGUGCUAUUGGCUGAACAACACCAAUUUCAACUGCCUUUGCCGUGGUGAGGAAAUUUUAUGUCGUUUCCAACAGCUAACGGCAAUGCCUGCCAAUUUGCCAGUCAUGGAACUGGCUAUGCUAGUCUUAAAAUUUUGCUCCAUCGAAAGUCUCGCUUCAUUUGCCUUCAAACGAUUUUCGGUGAUACCUUUGAAAACGCUUUAUUUGGAUGAAAAUAAAAUCUCGAGCUUGCCUGAAAAUUUAUUCCCUAGCGGAAAUUCGCUGAAAACAUUAAUUCUCUCGGGAAAUCACAUUGAAGAACUCCACAGCUAUGACUUUCAAUAUUUGGAUGGUUUGAUGGAAUUAGACCUUCGAAAUAAUCGAAUUGAAAUCUUUGACGCAGAAGUAUUUGAGACGCUGCAGAGCCUUGAAGUGCUCUACCUCAACGAGAAUCACAUUCAUCAUAUACAUCCGGGCAUGUUUCCGUUACUCACCAAGCUACACACUUUAUCACUGGCGCACAAUCGUAUCGAGAACAUCGAACGGAAUUCGUUUACAUUCCCGCGGUUGUUGCAUUUAUUCUUAGCCGGUAAUCGCCUGUCUGUGUUGCGAGCGCAUACAUUUUGCCCUCUACGUCUGCUGCAGGGACUCCACCUGAACGACAACCACUUGGCGCACUGCGAGUUGCACGCCUUCGAUUGCUUGCAGAAUCUCACAUCGCUACUGCUGACGGGCAAUGAAUUCAAGACAUUGGAUCCGCGUGUCUUGCAGAAUCUAACAAAUUUGAAUUAUAUCUAUUUCUCGUGGUUUCACUUGUGUCGUGCCGCUCUGCAUGUGCGUGUCUGUGAACCUCAUGGCGACGGCAUUAGUAGCACUUAUCAUUUGUUGGAUAAUCAAAUAUUGCGGGCAAGUGUUUGGGUAAUGGCCUUUGUCGCCACCGUUGGCAAUCUGCUCGUGCUGCUAGGCCGCUAUUUCUACAAAUCCCGCAGCAAUGUCGAACAUUCGUUGUAUCUACGGCACUUGGCCGCCAGUGACUUCCUUAUGGGCGUCUACUUAACAGUAAUUGCUUGUGCAGAUAUCAAGUUUCGUGGCAAAUACAUAAUCUACGAUGAGUUAUGGCGACAGAGCUUGUGGUGUGAUUUCUCGGGCUUUCUGAGCACAUUCAGCUGUCAAUCAUCGACUUUGCUGCUGACGCUAGUCACUUGGGAUCGCCUGAUGUCGGUGACGCGUCCACUAAAGCCCCGCGACAGCGGCAAAACGCGAAUUGUUUUUCGUCUCGUUCUUCUUUGGGGCAUGUCCUUUGUGCUGGCCGCCUUACCAUUUCUACCCAUUCAAUAUUUCGGUGGACACUUCUAUGGCACUAACGGUGUUUGCCUUUCGCUGCAUAUACACGAUCCCUUUACCAAGGGCUGGGAGUAUUCAGCGCUACUUUUCAUACUCAUCAACACAAUUUCAUUGAUUUUCAUAUCGAAUUCUUAUAUUCGCAUGCUGCAGGCGAUACGCGACUCAGGUGGCGGUAUGCGGAGCACGCUGAGUGGACGCGAGAAUGUUGUCGCGACGCGUUUCGCCAUUAUUGUAACGACAGACUGCGCCUGUUGGCUACCUAUAAUUAUCGUCAAAGUGGCAGCGCUUUCAGGUUGUGCAAUUUCUCCCUCUCUCUACGCUUGGCUGGCUGUGCUCGUGCUGCCUGUGAAUUCCGCCUUGAAUCCGGUGCUGUACACACUCACCACAGCCGCCUUCAAGCAACAGCUGCUGCGCUAUUGCCAAGCAGUGCCCACCACCUGCUCGCUAAUGACCGAUCCGCGCUCGCAGACGCAAACUGCAUUCGAUUCGAAUCUGAGCAUGAGCUUGGGCCACUUCGGCAGCAUACGCACCCAAAGCCAUAAUCACAGUCACAAUUCUAAUCGCUCGUCCGGCAGGAAGCGGUCGCAGAAUAGACGCUUGAGUUAUGUUUGAUGCGUGCGCGGCAGAGGGGGUGAGGGGGGAGUGGUUGGAGUCAAGGAAAGCGGCUGUUCGUCCACCGAGCAAACGGUGUGGAGUGGCAAAGAAACAGUAAUGUGAAGGAAGUGUAUGCCUAUGUAUGCGUGUAUGUAUGUGCGCUAGAGGAGUUGGAGGCUGACACUUUUUUUAUUUUUUUUUAUGUAGUUUUAGUAGAAAAAUUUUAAAAAGUAAGUGCGAAAU